Molecule: messenger RNA, 1014 nt
Organism: Penicillium mononematosum
Lineage: Eukaryota; Fungi; Ascomycota; Eurotiomycetes; Eurotiales; Aspergillaceae
Exons: 5
Coding region: 1-1014 (337 amino acids)
Source: RefSeq, a predicted model, not a curated record
AUGGCCCGGCAAGGCUCGCAUCGGGAGAGCCAAGCCAACUUGUAUGCACUCGCUGUCCUGGCGUACCAGUCAGGCCACUCCAAAUUGAUGGUUGCAGAUGAACUUUCCAAAAGACAACUGACCGGGAACCUCCGCCCGGGUGAAGGGACAUGCUUGUCGGUGAUCUUGAUCUCAGUCAACGAAAAGCCAUCCACUGUAGACGGUAUUUCCGUUUGGGCGCGGCGAGAGAACUGUAGGGGUCAGCAGAUCGCGCAGAUGUUUGCAAAAUUUGACGACACCUGGAAAUCGAACUCAGUCGCAGAUAAAACAAAGUCCGACUAUCAUGAAGAGCCCCGUCUUUUGUGGAGGUUUCCUCUAACAAGGGUCGCAUCACGAACCACGCUAGACAGACUCAUCAAGCCGGGGACGGGGAGACGACCACAGUUUUACAAGCCUGACCCGGUUAUUGAGAAGGAGAACCUAUGCCAUGCAGUUCAACCAUUCUGCUACAGCUUCCGUGAGUGGCAAACAGCAUCAAGCUAUCGAGGUUCAUGGUUACCCGCAUUCUAUCUCACAAAUAACCUUUCCAAAGACCAAGACCGGGAGAUUCGAGCCGAGACCAAAGGCUAUGACGGUGGACUGGAUAAUUAUUACAAUACAGGAGCUAAGAGCUGUGGAUUUAUGCCAUGGAAAUCCGGGAAAGCUGGCGAGCUAGACGGUACUGUCCAGGACAUGUGGGAAAUUGCUCAGAAAGUCGAGUCCGAGUUAUUUUUGGCAAAUGAUUGCGAGUUCAUUUGCAUUGACCAGAAAUCUGCGCGCGUUUUGCGCGCAAGCGCAGCCCACGGCCCCUACCUUCGGGAUGUAGCCUCUGGGGAGCUGAGUCUCCCGCAAUAUGAGCAUACCUCCACUGGAGAGAUCGUUGUGCACUGUGGCGAGGUAUUCUGCCGGUCUCUUUUCGUUGAUCGGGAGGAAGGGGAUCGGGAUCAAGACGAUGAAGAUGAUCAGGAUAUCGGCAAAGAGGAUAAUGCGCACUAA